Molecule: messenger RNA, 629 nt
Organism: Linum trigynum
Lineage: Eukaryota; Viridiplantae; Streptophyta; Magnoliopsida; Malpighiales; Linaceae
Source: the annotation of a GenBank genome assembly
GCGCAAUUGCUUGCUAUGCAGAGCAACUUGAAUGCCUACGAGAUUGCGGAGCUCCGUUGUGGAGGAGAAAAGGGACGAGAUUGAGAAACUAUUGACUGAGAAUGAAGAGCGGUGGCGGCGGUGGUCUGGAGCUGAAGAAGGUCGUCGAUCCGUGGACGUCGACCAUCCAGAUCUCGCCGCCGAGGAAGUUUUCUUUGGAGCUAGGAGGAGGCCAAGGAGUCACCUGCAGCCAAGGAGUCAAGGUCGCCAACUCCAACAAUUUCCUCCGACAAUGCCACUGUCGCAAAGCUCAGCGAUUUAUUCAGUUCUUUCCGACUUCUCCAUUGGAUCGAUUUAUCCCGUCGCGAAAAUCGUUGUGGACUUUGCGAGAAUUACAAAGCGGCGACGGUGGCCAACAGGACUGACGACCGUUCCUCCUCUUCUCUCCUCGUCUUGCUCAAUAUGACCUCCCCUUUCCUCUCACAUCUUGUCGGCGAAAAUCCCAGAUCCAAAAAUUGAAGAACCCUAAUCACCAUUGAACUUACUCCUUGAAAAAUUUCAAAUCCAGAAACUGAAAAAUCCUAAUUGGGGGCACCUGCCACCAUUUUCACCAUCAAAUCCUCAUUGAAAAUCUUUUAUUUUAGUUUUCG